AUGUCCGACUCUCUGGAACCGCCGGCCAAAAGGGCGCGGUUGGAGGCGGACGCUCCCACACAGUAUGGCGCCUUUGCAUCUGCGCUCGAUGCGCCUGGCUCGCCUGUCGAUGACAUGGACGACGAUUUCUACGACACUACGCCCGUCAAGGUCGAUGCGCUGCCGGCUGCAGUGGGCAACACGACGACGUCGUCGAUGUUUGCUGCGGCUGCACCCGCGCCAGCCUUUCAUCUUCCUGGGCUCGGCUCUGUGAGCGAUGCCCCGGCCGCGCAGCCUCCACCGCAGAAGCGCGAGCGCGCCGUAACGCCAGAUGAAGCGCCCGAAGACGGUGAGCUCUCAGAUGAUGGAGACGCCUUCUACGAUGAUGCGCAGUCGAGCAAGCCGGCGGCAGAGAUGCCAGUCGAGCCGGUCGCAGCCAAUCAGGCUCAGGCCCAGCACCAGGCUCCACAAGACGGUAUCUCGACGUCUGCCAGUGCGCCAGAUACGAAUGCAGAUGCAGAUGAAGGUGUUCCUAUUACUACCGACACCCCUGCGGCCGACACUGAUGGCGAGCUGGAUGCGGCACUCACUGCAGCCAUAGAUGAACAAAACAACCAAGCAGACACGCAGGGCAUUGACAGCAAAGCCGACUUCCUUCGCGCCGCAGAGGCCAACAAGGGGGACGAGAAUGCCGAAUGGCAGCUAGAUUCUGAUGCCUCCGACUCGGACGACUCGAGUGACUCAUCCAGUUCCGAUGACAGCAGCUCUGAUGAGGGCGAGCUGCUCGACCCCGCGGAGCAGGUGCGACUACUCAUGGCCGAGGCGGCUGAUGAGCCAGGCGCGACCGGCCCCGUCAAGGUCAAGACGCUCAACGAGGUCGACGAGCAGUAUGAGAAGCCCGACAUUAUCGUCACUGAGGCGACCAAAAUCACCGAGCUUGGCACUGUCGAGUCAAUUGUCCAAAACCUCGUCGUGGUCAAGGCCCACCAGUCUGGCGACGAGCGUGUGCUUGAGUCAGGCUCAGCACUCUGUCUGCAGGACCGCGUCGUUGUCGGCAAGGUCUCUGAGCAGAUUGGCCGCGUGGAAGAGCCGCGCUACUCGUUUGGCUUCAAUGACGCCGCUGAACUUGUAACACUAGGCAUACAGAAAGGCACGCCCAUCUACUACGUCGACGAACACUCCACCUUUACCGAAACAGAGCCCAUCCGCCGCCAAAAGCAUACCGACGCCUCCAACCUGCAUGACGAGGAGACCAACGACGUCGAAUUCUCAGACGACGAGAAGGAGGCCGAAUACAAGCGCGAGCAAAAGGCUAAGAAGCGCGCAAGGGCCGACGGCGAUGACGAACCGCCCGCUGUCCAUAUCCCUACUGGACCCAGGCUACAUGUCGACGCACCCGCACCGCCCAUCUACCGACCUAUGGAAUAUCAGGGCGGUGGCCUCAAGUAUAGUGAUGACGAGGAUGAAGACCUGGGCAUGUACAAGCCCCUUGCCCGACCGGAUCAUUUUGAACAGAUUGUCGGCCAAGGCGCGCCGCUCGAGGACCGUAGUCACGUCCGACGCGGCAUGGGCCGUGGCAGGGGUCCAUGGGGUGAUCGCGGACGCGGGUUCCGUGGACGAGGUGCCGGCGGUCGUGGCGACUUUGGAGGUGGUGGUCGAGGUGACCGGGGAGGCUUUGGUGGUGCACGUGGCGACUUUAGCGGAGGCCGCGGUGACCGUGGGGCACAGCAAAACAACAGAGGAGGUCACGGCAAUAAUCGCGGAGACAAGGGCGGCGGUGAUAAAGGGCGUGGUGGCAAGAACCAGAAUCAGAAUGACCGUGGCAGGCAGCAGGACCAGUUCAACCAGCAGCAGAACAACCAGCGAAACGGCCCCUACCAAGACAACCGUUCAGGAGCAUCGGCAUCGCCGGCUCGCCAGCAACAGGAGCGCGCUCAGUCCUACACUCAGCAAGACCGCGGCCAGUCUCAGCAGGCGCAAGCUCAGCAGUCCCCAGCUGGAGGCGGCAAGAACAAGAACCGCAAGCAGCGGCAGCGUGAGAAACGAGAGCGAGAACGUCUGCAGCAGCAGCAGCAGCAGCAACAGCAACAGCAGCAGCAACAGCAGCAGCAACAGCAACAGCAGCAGCAACAGCAGCAGCCUCCGAAACAGCAACCACAGAAUGCGCCUCCUGGACCCAACACAGGCUGGCCAGUACCCUUCUCGACUCCCGCGCAACCAGCAGUCCCCUAUGCUGCGGCGCCACAUCCUCUACCACCAACUGCAGCGACAUCAUAUCCACCUCAACCAUCGUACACUCCGCAGCCGCAAGCCCCGGCGCAGCCACCACAGCAGCAAACCCAGGCGGCCAACUGGGCAGCGUGGGCACAGUGGUUCCAGGUGGUCGGAGCCAUGAGUGGGCAACCACAGCAACCUCAGAUGGCAGCACAAGCUCCUACACCAUCACUGGCGCCUCAGCAGCAGCAGCAGCAGCAGCCGCAAGCACAGUACACCUACCCGUAUCAGCAGCCAUAUGCGCAGACACCAGCGCCACCUGCAAAUGGUCAGCAACAGGGCAACGCACAGGCGGGUGCCCAGUCUCUCCAAGACAUCUUGCGAGCUCUUCAGGGGGGCGGAGCGCCUCGGUAGAUGGAUGCCAAGCCGCCGGAAGUGCAACUUUCUGUGUUUACGCGUUCGGCACGAGGUGGAUUUUAGGGAUUUUGAUAGUUUUGGAAAGUGGUGUAUGAUUAUGUUGUUUCAAUAUGAGGCAUGGCACAAGUGUCUGUGUAUUAGAGAGAGAGAGAGUGUGUGUGUGUGCAGAGUGUGCAGAGUACAAUGUUCCUGGGAAGGCAAAAGACGCAUGAGGUGGACCGUCAAUCAGACGUAGAGGUUAAUGAUUUGUUGUUC
Messenger RNA from Pyrenophora tritici-repentis Pt-1C-BFP, 2865 nucleotides. NCBI's taxonomy places the organism in Eukaryota, Fungi, Ascomycota, Dothideomycetes, Pleosporales, Pleosporaceae. The record is from RefSeq and is a predicted model, not a curated record.